Lentinula edodes (shiitake mushroom) is the source of this 816-nucleotide messenger RNA. RefSeq lists its product as uncharacterized. Bases 1 to 816 code for a protein of 271 amino acids. The record is from RefSeq and is a predicted model, not a curated record. The transcript has 5 exons. Gene Ontology annotation, biological process: N-acetylglucosamine metabolic process. Lineage: Eukaryota; Fungi; Basidiomycota; Agaricomycetes; Agaricales; Omphalotaceae. Gene Ontology annotation, cellular component: cytoplasm.
AUGCCUACUAGUACAGACGUGGGCGAUGUAUCCUCUGUACCUCUUGGUACUGGACCUCCUACUCGAGAAGAACUGUUAGCUCACUAUCCUGCCAAAUUUACAUGGAAGCAGAUCAAGACAUUCGUAAACUCUGGGCAAUUGAUCAGCGAUCUGGGUCUCUUGAAGCGAGAUAAAAAUCUUCAGAAAAGAUACAUGGCCUGGACCGCUGGUAUGAAACAAGAAUACGGCUCCAUCGUGAAUUAUUUAUUGAACUAUCGCCUGCAAUGGGGAAAGCCAGAUACACUCUCAGUUUCACCUUCGGCUUUCAGGGAUGAGCCUGACAAUCGCACACGAGGUUCCGAUGCCAAUGUUCCACCACCAUAUUUUACUUCCGAUACCCCAGAUAAGUAUGUCAGUAUUAUACAAAAUGACUGGCCGUAUUUGGUUCCCCCCGAAGUAGAGCAUUCUCUCGUGUGGACCAAAGUCCCAAUUUUCCAUCCCGAAAUCAUUCCUCCAUCUAUUGCGCCCAGGAUCGAGCAAGACGGAUUGUGGGGAUUCACUGGUAACACGUCGCCUCCUCCGUCGCCUUCAAACCUUUCCUCCUGUCUCCCCGCGCUAUCUGAAUGGGGGGUAACCAAAGAGAAAAUGAUUAUUUCUCAAAAGGGCACGGAAGAAGAGGAAACAUUGGUACGCCAGGUAGGUAGCCACGUACAAGGAUACAUUGAAAGAAAAUGGAAGGAAAUUGAGUGGGAGACGGCUUGGUUUGUGAACCCUCCACGUCUACAGAGUGUACCCGGACUCGCACAUAUUCAUGUAUUUGCUAGACGAAAGAUUUAG